This is a messenger RNA of Knipowitschia caucasica, 3381 nucleotides long. NCBI's taxonomy places the organism in Eukaryota, Metazoa, Chordata, Actinopteri, Gobiiformes, Gobiidae. The record is from the annotation of a GenBank genome assembly.
AUGAGGGGGUUGUUGGUGGGGUUGUGGGGGUGGUGUGGGGUGGGGGGGUUUUUUGUGGGUGGGUUGGUUGGGUGGGGGGGGGGGUGGGGGGGGGGGGGUGGUGUGGGGUGGGGGGGUGGUUGGUGUGUGGUGGGGGUGUGGGUGGGAUUGGUUGUUGUAGGUGAUUUAUGGGGGAAUGGGGGGGGGGGGGGGUUGGUGUGGGGUGGGGAUUGGUGUUUUGGGGGGGGGUGGGGUGGGUGGGGGGGUUUGGUGUUGUUGGUGGGUGUUGUUUGUUGGUGUGUGUGGUUGGGGUGUGGUUGGUGGUGUGGGGGUGUUGGGGGGGUGGGGGGUGGUGUGGUGGGUGGGGGGGUGGGGGGGGUUUGUUGGUGUGGUGGUGGGGGUGGUUGGUUGGUGUUUGGUUGUGGGGGGGUGUUUGGGUUGUUUUGGGGUGGUUUGGGGUCUUCCUGUCUGUCUCCCUCUCCUCCUCCUGUCUCCCUCUCCUCUUCCUGUCUCCCUCUCCUCUUCCUGUCUCCCUCUCCUCUUCCUGUCUCCCUCUCCUCCUCCUGUCUCCCUCUCCUCCUCCUGUCUCCCUCUCCUCCUCCUGUCUCCCUCUCCUCUUCCUGUCUCCCUCUCCUCUUCCUGUCUCCCUCUCCUCUUCCUGUCUCCCUCUCCUCCUCCUGUCUCCCUCUCCUCCUCCUGUCUCCCUCUCCUCUUCCUGUCUCCCUCUCCUCUUCCUGUCUCCCUCUCCUCCUCCUGUCUCCCUCUCCUCCUCCUGUCUCCCUCUCCUCUUCCUGUCUCCCUCUCCUCUUCCUGUCUCCCUCUCCUCCUCCUGUCUCCCUCUCCUCCUCCUGUCUCCCUCUCCUCUUCCUGUCUCCCUCUCCUCUUCCUGUCUCCCUCUCCUCUUCCUGUCUCCCUCUCCUCUUCCUGUCUCCCUCUCCUCUUCCUGUCUCCCUCUCCUCCUCCUGUCUCCCUCUCCUCUUCCUGUCUCCCUCUCCUCCUCCUGUCUCCCUCUCCUCCUCCUGUCUCCCUCUCCUCUUCCUGUCUCCCUCUCCUCCUCCUGUCUCCCUCUCCUCCUCCUGUCUCCCCCUCCUCUUCCUGUCUCCCUCUCCUCCUCCUGUCUCCCCCUCCUCUUCCUGUCUCCCUCUCCUCCUCCUGUCUCCCUCUCCUCCUCCUGUCUCCCUCUCCUCCUCCUGUCUCCCUCUCCUCCUGCCUCCUCCCCCUCCUCCUCCUGCCUCCCUCUCUCUCCUCCUGCCUCCUCCCCCUCCUCCUGCCUCCUCCCUCUCCUCGUCCUGUCUCCCUCUCCUCCUCCUGUCUCCCUCUCCUCCUCCUGUCUCCCUCUCCUCCUCCCCCUCCUCCUCCUGCCUCCCUCUCUCUCCUCCUGCCUCCUCCCCCUCCUCCUGCUGUCUCCCUCUCCUCCUCCUGCCUCCUCCCUCUCCUCCUCCUGUCUCCCUCUCCUCCUCCUGUCUCCCUCUCCUCCUCCUGUCUCCCUCUCCUCCUCCUGUCUCCCUCCUCCCUCCUCCUGUCUCCCUCUCCUCUUCCUGUCUCCCUCUCCUCCUCCUGUCUCCCUCUCCUCCUCCUGUCUCCCUCUCCUCCUGCCUCCUCCCCCUCCUCCUCCUGCCUCCCUCUCUCUCCUCCUGCCUCCUCCCCCUCCUCCUCCUGCCUCCCUCUCUCUCCUCCUGCCUCCUCCCCCUCCUCCUGCUGUCUCCCUCUCCUCCUCCUGCCUCCUCCCUCUCCUCCUCCUGUCUCCCUCUCCUCCUCCUGUCUCCCUCUCCUCCUCCUGUCUCCCUCUCCUCCUCCUGUCUCCCUCUCCUCCUCCUGUCUCCCUCCUCCCUCCUCCUGUCUCCCUCUCCUCUUCCUGUCUCCCUCUCCUCUUCCUGUCUCCCUCUCCUCCUCCUGUCUCCCUCUCCUCCUGCCUCCUCCCCCUCCUCCUCCUCCUGCCUCCCUCUCUCUCCUCCUGCCUCCUCCCCCUCCUCCUCCUGCCUCCCUCUCUCUCCUCCUGCCUCCUCCCCCUCCUCCUGCUGUCUCCCUCUCCUCCUCCUGCCUCCUCCCUCUCCUCCUCCUCCUGUCUCCCUCUCCUCCUCCUGUCUCCCUCUCCUCCUCCUGUCUCCCUCUCCUCCUCCCCCUCCUCCUCCUGCCUCCCUCUCUCUCCUCCUGCCUCCUCCCCCUCCUCCUGCUGUCUCCCUCUCCUCCUCCUGCCUCCUCCCUCUCCCUCCUCCUGUCUCCCUCCUCCCUCCUCCUGUCUCCCUCUCCUCCUCCUGUCUCCCUCCUCCCUCCUCCUGUCUCCCUCUCCUCCUCCUGUCUCCCUCCUCCCUCCUCCUGUCUCCCUCUCCUCCUCCUCCUCCUGUCUCCCUCCUCCCUCCUCCUGUCUCCCUCUCCUCCUCCUGUCUCCCUCCUCCUUCCUCCUGUCUCCCUCUCCUCCUCCUGUCUCCCUCUCCUCCUCCUGUCUCCUCCUCCUCCUCCUGUCUCCUCCUCCUCCCCCUCCUCCUCCUGCCUCCCUCUCUCUCCUCCUGCCUCCUCCCCCUCCUCCUGCUGUCUCCCUCUCCUCCUCCUGCCUCCUCCCUCUCCUCCUCCUGUCUCCCUCCUCCCUCCUCCUGUCUCCCUCUCCUCCUCCUGUCUCCCUCCUCCCUCCUCCUGUCUCCCUCUCCUCCUCCUGUCUCCCUCCUCCCUCCUCCUGUCUCCCUCUCCUCCUCCUGUCUCCUCCUCCUCCUCCUGUCUCCCUCCUCCCUCCUCCUGUCUCCCUCUCCUCCUCCUGUCUCCCUCCUCCUUCCUCCUGUCUCCCUCUCCUCCUCCUGUCUCCCUCUCCUCCUCCUGUCUCCUCCUCCUCCUCCUGUCUCCCUCUCCUCCUCCCCCUCCUCCUCCUGUCUCCCUCUCCUCCUCCCCCUCCUCCUCCUGCCUCCCUCUCUCUCCUCCUGCCUCCUCCCCCUCCUCCUGCUGUCUCCCUCUCCUCCUCCUGCCUCCUCCCUCUCCUCCUCCUGUCUCCCUCCUCCCUCCUCCUGUCUCCCUCUCCUCCUCCUGUCUCCCUCCUCCCUCCUCCUGUCUCCCUCUCCUCCUCCUGUCUCCCUCCUCCCUCCUCCUGUCUCCCUCUCCUCCUCCUGUCUCCUCCUCCUCCUCCUGUCUCCCUCCUCCCUCCUCCUGUCUCCCUCUCCUCCUCCUGUCUCCCUCCUCCUUCCUCCUGUCUCCCUCUCCUCCUCCUGUCUCCCUCUCCUCCUCCUGUCUCCUCCUCCUCCUCCUGUCUCCCUCUCCUCCUCCCCCUCCUCCUCCUGUCUCCCUCUCCUCCUCCCCCUCCUCCUCCUGCCUCCCCCUCUCUCCUCCUGCCUCCUCCCUCCUCCUCCUGUCUCCUCUGCUCAGGUUUUUAUGAUUUUUUUAAAUCAUUUUUUUGACGAGGUUGAAGUCGAGUGUUAG